AUGAUUGAUAUUGAGGUGAAUAGCAGAAGAGUUAAAGUGCAUACAGGGCAAGGAACCUUUGAAUAUACUGAGUGGAAGAAUCUGAAGGUGGGGCAUAUAGUGAAGAUAAUGAAGGACGAAUUCUUUCCUGCAGACCUCCUACUGCUUUCUUCCAGUUACGAGGAUGCAUUCUGCUAUGUUGAGACCAUGAACUUGGAUGGGGAGACAAAUUUGAAGUUAAAACAAGGGUUGGAAGUAACUUCUUCUUUACAUGAGGACUUUCAAUUCAGUGAUUUUCAAGCAACAAUCAACUGUGAAGACCCAAAUGCAAAUUUAUAUUCAUUUGUUGGGAGCAUGGAGUAUAAAGAACAGCAGUAUCCCCUUUCUCCCCUGCAACUUCUUCUGAGAGACUCUAAACUUCGUAACACAGACUACAUAUUUGGAGCUGUCAUCUUCACUGAUCAUGACACAAAGGUCAUUCAGAAUUCCACUGAUGCUCCUUCAAAGAGAACCAAGGUUGAGAAGAAAAUGGAUAGGGUUGUCUACUUCAUGUUUUGUAUUGUGUUUCUAAUGGCAUUUGUUGGAUCGAUUUUCUUUGGCAUCACAACUAAAGAUGACUUGGACAAUGGAUUGAUGAAAAGGUGGUACCUAAGACCAGACGACUCUACAAUUUUCUUUGAUCCUAAAAGAGCACCAGCUGCUGCUAUAUUUCAUUUUUUACAGCCUUAA
Sphenostylis stenocarpa is the source of this 708-nucleotide messenger RNA. The record is from the annotation of a GenBank genome assembly. Lineage: Eukaryota; Viridiplantae; Streptophyta; Magnoliopsida; Fabales; Fabaceae.